CCUCGUGAGCAAUGGCUCGGCGCGCGCUGCUGCUGCUGCUCCUGCUGCUGGCGGUGUGGACGCGGCCCGGCCAACGGGUUCCCAGGGCUGAGGCCCGGGCCGCGCCCUAUGGGGUGAAACUGUGCGGCCGUGAGUUCAUUCGCGCAGUCAUCUUCACCUGCGGGGGCUCGCGGUGGAGACGCGCGGACGCCCUGGAGCACGCGGCCGCCGAUGCCUUCGAGGAUGAAGAUGGCAAUGCAGACAGCCUGGCCAGAGAGCUGGAUGAUGCUGUGGGCUCCAGCGAGUGGCUGGCCCUGGCCAAGUCCCCCCAGGCCUUCUAUGGUGGCCGACCCAGCUGGCAGGGUGCCCCUGGGACUCUUCGUGAUAGCCGGGACAUCCUGGCUGGGCUCUCCAGCACCUGCUGCAAGUGGGGGUGCAGCAAGAACGAGAUCAGCAGCCUCUGCUAGGCCAAGGCUGGCCAGCCAGAGAUACAGGCAGUCAUGUCUCAGCCCUGCCAUCCUCAGCCUUUGUCCCCCAGGCCUGUCUUUCCAAUCUUCAUGCAUCUGCAGGACCCAGAAGCAUGGGCCAUGGCUUGGGUCACCAUACAUCCAGCAUCCAGCCCUGACCUCAGACUCCCCCUCCCCGCACUGUGCCUCGAGACAGCUGCACCCCUACUGAGCCCUCGGAGACCCUGCCCUCUCCACCUGGCCCUCAUGGACCCCUGCUACUCCCUGGUCCCCAAUGUACCCAAAGUGGCCACUCUGAGCCCCUGGCUCUGGCCCCAGUGCAAACCAGCUGCCCCCUCUUCUCUGGCGCCAGCCCCUCUCCUGUCCUGCUGCUGCUGGUGGGGUCCCGGAUUCCCAGGACGUCACAAAUGGGGAGGAGGGCGCUGUGGGCGCAGGAACCUUCCCGGCCCGGAUAAUAAAAGUUACAG
Messenger RNA from Heterocephalus glaber (naked mole-rat), 913 nucleotides. It is a transcript of the gene Rln3, whose product is annotated as relaxin 3. NCBI's taxonomy places the organism in Eukaryota, Metazoa, Chordata, Mammalia, Rodentia, Bathyergidae. Gene Ontology annotation, molecular function: G protein-coupled receptor binding; hormone activity. The record is from RefSeq and is a predicted model, not a curated record. Gene Ontology annotation, cellular component: extracellular region.